AUGAAAGAAGAAAUUAGAGAAGUGCAAGCUAACGAAGAAAAAUGUGAAUGUGAUGUGGAUUCCGCCAAAUCGGUGAACGGGUCUAACCUGCAGAAUGGAGUAAGCAACGGCCAUUCCGAGGGUUCCGGUGGCGGUGGUGGUGCGACUGGUGGUACCAGUGACGAUCGCCACAAGAGUCACAAAAGCUCCAACAAGGACAAACACCGGGACAAGGAUCGGAGCCGCUCGGAUGGCAACAAGGACAAGGAACGAUCGAACGAUAAAGAUCGCGAUCGGGACAAGCACAAGAUCAGCUCGUCCUCGUCAAAGGACAAGGAUCGCGACAAGGACAAGUCCAGUAGCAGUAGCAGCAAGGACAAGGAUCGCAACCGUCACAGCACUUCGCACAAGAGCUCAAAAAUUGACAAGGAUCGCGACAAGGACAGGGAGUGGGAGAAGGAUAAGGACAAGGAGUGGUCAAGGAACAAGGACAGGGAGCGGGAGAAGGAUAAGGAUAAGGAUCGCGAUAAGCACAAGAGCAGCUCUUCGCCGUCCCGCGAUAAGGACAGGGAUCGCGAGAAAGAUAAGCCAGCAGCAGUAGCAGCAAGGACAAAGACAAGGAUCGGAAGGAUCACGAUCGCAGCGACAAACAUUCUUCAGUAA
Messenger RNA from Ochlerotatus camptorhynchus, 642 nucleotides. Its product is annotated as DNA topoisomerase 1-like. The transcript is spliced from 3 exons. The record is from RefSeq and is a predicted model, not a curated record. Bases 1 to 642 code for a protein of 213 amino acids. Lineage: Eukaryota; Metazoa; Arthropoda; Insecta; Diptera; Culicidae.